AAAAGGAAUUGGUAUUGAAGUGACCCUUAAAGUUGUAGAAGUAGAAAUUAUUAUAGAGUGUUAUUGCGGAAUUUUCAAAUUCAUUAAAAUGAAUAUUGAAGAUACUAAUUUUAAUGAAGACGCUUUGCGCAUGAUCACAAGUGAAAAUAAAAAGAUUAUGUAA
Dentiscutata erythropus is the source of this 163-nucleotide messenger RNA. Lineage: Eukaryota; Fungi; Glomeromycota; Glomeromycetes; Diversisporales; Gigasporaceae. The record is from the annotation of a GenBank genome assembly.